Messenger RNA from Osmerus eperlanus (European smelt), 4979 nucleotides. Its product is annotated as sarcoplasmic/endoplasmic reticulum calcium ATPase 2. Gene Ontology annotation, biological process: calcium ion transmembrane transport; intracellular calcium ion homeostasis. NCBI's taxonomy places the organism in Eukaryota, Metazoa, Chordata, Actinopteri, Osmeriformes, Osmeridae. Bases 1 to 3219 code for a protein of 1072 amino acids. Gene Ontology annotation, molecular function: P-type calcium transporter activity; ATP binding; ATP hydrolysis activity. The record is from RefSeq and is a predicted model, not a curated record. The transcript is spliced from 23 exons. Gene Ontology annotation, cellular component: membrane.
AUGGAUAAUGCCCAUACGAAGACGGUAGAGGAGGUGUUGGGGUACUUCAGUGUAAACGAAUCCACAGGCCUCAGUUGUGAGCAGCUGAGGAAGAGCAGGGAGAGAUGGGGACCAAACGAAUUACCAGCUGAAGAAGGAAAGUCACUAUGGGAACUGGUUCUGGAGCAGUUUGAGGAUCUGCUUGUCAGGAUCCUUCUGCUUGCUGCAUGCAUCUCCUUUACUCUAGCUUGGUUCGAGGAGGGGGAGGGGACCAUCACAGCCUUCGUGGAGCCCUUCGUCAUUCUUCUCAUCCUCAUCGCUAAUGCUAUUGUUGGGGUCUGGCAGGAGCGUAAUGCUGAGAAUGCCAUCGAAGCUCUGAAGGAGUACGAGCCGGAGAUGGGGAAGGUUUACCGCCAGGACAGGAAGAGCGUCCAGAGAGUCCGAGCCAGAGACAUUGUACCUGGAGACAUUGUGGAGGUGGCAGUUGGUGACAAGGUUCCAGCCGACAUCCGUCUGACUUCCAUCCGCUCCACCACGCUGAGAGUGGACCAGUCCAUUCUGACGGGGGAGUCUGUAUCUGUGCUCAAACACACUGACCCUGUGCCCGACCCCCGUGCUGUCAACCAGGACAAGAAGAACAUGUUGUUUUCUGGCACCAACAUCGCGGCGGGGAGAGCCAUGGGUGUUGUCGUGGCGACUGGGGUGCAAACUGAGAUUGGCAAGAUCAGAGAUGAGAUGGCCGCCACCGACCCUGAGAGAACGCCACUACAACAGAAACUGGACCAGUUUGGAGAGCAGCUGUCCAAGGUCAUCAGUGUGAUAUGUGUGGCGGUGUGGGGGAUCAAUGUGGGCCACUUCAACGACCCCGUCCAUGGAGGGAGCUGGCUGAGAGGAGCGGUCUACUACUUCAAGAUCGCCGUGGCUCUGGCCGUGGCUGCCAUCCCUGAGGGCCUGCCUGCUGUCAUCACCACCUGCCUUGCACUGGGCACCCGGCGGAUGGCCCGGAAGAACGCCAUCGUCAGGUCCCUGCCUUCAGUGGAGACCCUGGGCUGCACCUCCGUCAUCUGCUCCGACAAGACGGGCACCCUCACCACCAACCAGAUGUCCGUCUGCCGGUUGUUUGUGGUGGACAGCGUGUCAGGGGACCGAUGUGCCCUGAGUGAGUUCUCGGUGACCGGAUCUACUUACGCCCCGGAAGGGGAAGUGUACAAGGGUGGUGCAGCAGUGAAGUGUAGUCAGUAUGAGGGGCUGGUAGAGAUGGCUUCUAUCUGCGCUCUCUGCAAUGAUUCCUCUCUUGACUACAGUGAGUCGAAAGGCGUGUUUGAGAAGGUUGGCGAGGCAACGGAGACGGCUCUGUGCUGCCUGGUGGAGAAGAUGAACGUGUUCGACACGGACAUGAGAGGACUGGCACCAGCAGAGAGGGCUACCGCCUGCUGCUCUGUGAUCAAGCAGCUGAUGAAGAAGGAGCUGACGUUGGAGUUCUCCAGAGACAGGAAGUCCAUGUCUGUCUUCUGCUCCCCCAACAAGCUGACCCGCUCCUCCACAGGGGCCAAGAUGUUCAUCAAGGGCGCCCCCGAGAGCGUGCUGGAGCGUUGCCGUUGGAUACGUGUGGGUGGUGGCGCCCGCGUGGCGAUGUCGACGGCCACGAGGGAGCAGCUCCAGACCACGGUCCGAGAGUGGGCGGCCGGGCGAGACACCCUCCGCUGCCUCGCCAUGGCGACCAGGGACUCCCCCCCCGAACCCCGCUCCCUCAACCUGGAGAACUCAGCCGGCUUCAUUGACUACGAGUCGGACCUGACCUUCGUGGGCUGUGUGGGCAUGCUGGAUCCCCCCAGGAAGGAGGUACUUGGUGCAGUCCGGCAGUGUCGACAGGCGGGCAUACGGGUCAUCAUGAUCACCGGAGACAACAAGGGCACGGCCCUGUCUAUCUGUCGCCGUGUUGGCAUCAUCACGGAGGAGGAGGAGGAGGAGGGCCAGGGGGGCCAGUUUGGGGGGGGCCUGACCGGGCGGGAGUUUGACGAGCUGCCCCCCCACCUCCAGAGACAGGCGUGUCGCACGUGUCGCUGCUUCGCCCGGGUGGAGCCCACACACAAGAGCCGCAUCGUGGAGUACCUGCAGAGCCUCAACGACAUCACUGCCAUGACGGGGGAUGGAGUGAACGAUGCCCCGGCUCUUAAAAAGGCUGAGAUCGGCAUCGCCAUGGGCAGCGGCACCGCCGUCGCCAAGUCGGCCUCGGAGAUGAUCCUGGCGGACGACAACUUCUCCACCAUCGUGGCGGCCGUGGAGGAAGGCAGGGCCAUCUACAACAACAUGAAGCAGUUCAUCAGAUACCUCAUCUCCUCCAACAUCGGAGAGGUGGUCUGUAUCUUCCUGACGGCAGCCCUCGGCAUGCCCGAAGCCCUCAUCCCUGUCCAGCUACUCUGGGUCAACCUGGUCACAGACGGUUUCCCAGCAACCGCCCUGGGCUUCAACCCCCCCGACCUGGACAUCAUGUCCCGCCCCCCCCGCUCCCCCAAGGAGGCCCUCAUCUCUGGUUGGCUGUUCUGCCGCUACCUCAUCAUUGGCUGUUAUGUGGGCGCGGCCACAGUAGGAGCAGCAGCCUGGUGGUUCAUGGCCGCUCACGAUGGGCCCAAACUCUCCUUCUACCAGCUGUCCCACUACCUCCAGUGCAGCGAGGGACACGGUGAGUUCGCCGGUGUCCAGUGCUCCGUCUUCGAGUCGCCCUACCCCAUGACCAUGGCCCUGUCUGUGCUCGUUACCAUAGAGAUGUGCAACGCCCUGAACAGCCUGUCUGAGAACCAGUCCCUGCUGAAGAUGCCUCCCUGGUCAAACCCCUGGCUGGUGGGAGCCAUCUGUCUGUCCAUGGCUCUGCACUUCCUCAUCCUCUACGUCGACCCCCUGCCUGUGGUCUUCCAGAUCAGGCCCCUGUCAUGGCCCCAGUGGGUGGUGGUGCUGAAGAUGUCACUUCCUGUCAUCCUGAUGGACGAGGCCCUCAAGUUCCUGGCGCGUAACUACAUCGAGCCGGGCAACGACCUGGACCGCCAGGACGAGGAGAGGGAACGGCGCCGGAGGGCGGCGGCCGGACAGCCCAACGCCAACGGGGGGUUGGUGGGCGUGUUGACGGCCCCCCUGGGCCGAGCCCUUAGUGGCGUGUCGUGGUCAUUCGUGCUGGUAUCUGCGCCGCUAUUGGUCUGGAUCUACAGCCUGGACUCUGACAUCACUAACAUCUUCUGGGAGUGAAGAAAGGGAAGGAGGAGAAAGGGAUGGAGGUGCAGGGAGGGGAUAGAGAGGGGAGAGGGAUGAAACGGGAGGGAAAAGUGGGAGGAGGAUGAUGGAGGGCAGAAAGGGAGAAGAGAGGAAGAUGGGGGUGGGGGAGAAAGGGAGGGAUGAAAAGAAAGAAAGAUAGAAACUGAAAGUGUAGAGAGAUGUGUCGUAAGAUCAACAGCAGUCUGAGACAAUCAGAGAAAAGGACAGAAAUGAGAGAGGAGAGAGGAGAGAGAGGAGAGAGAGGAGUGAGAGGAGAGAGGAGAGAGAGGAGUGAGAGGAGAGAGGAGAGAGACAGAUAGGAGAAGGAGGAAGAGGGUGGAGAUCGGACUCUGUCUAACAGUAACCCUGUGUGGGUUCUCAUCUUAAUACUCACAUUGUCUUUCAGAACCUUAUUGGGUUCUGUCUGGGUUCUGAAACUUCAGCUAAGGGAUCUUACAAAACUCAAGGCUUUGUUUGACCAAACCUGUCCAAAGAAACCUGUUUCUGGGAUUGUUUCAAUUCCUAUUAUACCACUAGAGUGAAUAUUCAGAAAUAUAAGUCAGUUAGACACACACAGGCAUACACACAGGCACACACACAUUCAACAGAAUCGAAUUACAAAAGGAGAAAUUCACUUUUUCUUGUACCCUUUCCUGUGGUUCGUUCCCUGGAAAACUUGUGCAGGUUUGAUUGAACAUCGCUCUCACUUGUGUCUUGAAUGCUCUCCUGUAUAUUUUUUUUGCUGUUGUUGUUGUUGUUGUUUUUGGGAAAGGGAGGAGUACUGUAGAAUUUAUUUGACAUUACCAUUCCACCUUCUGUUCCUUAAAGGUGCCAGACAUAUUCUCAGAAACGUUCUUGAAGAUAAAGGAGUGACUAGUGGAUGGGGAGAAGGGGAAGAACAGGGAAACAGACAGAGAGGGGAAGAGAGAGGGGAAGAGAGAGGGGAAGAGAGAGGGGAAGAAAGGUAAAGAGCGUCCCAGUGUCGGUCACUGUCCAACAGGUCCUUCAAGUCAGCCUGAACAUCAAUGAUCAAUAAUUGUCAAUCAGUUUAACAGUCUCAGUUUAGCAAAGGCUUAGCAGAUGCAUCUUAGAUGGAGGCUUUUACGCUCAAAGAUAGAUUAAAACUUACAUUAAUAAUUCCUAUUUCACUGCACUAUACAGUUUAAAAUAGCACACAAACGUCUUUCUGUUUUGAAAAUGAUAAAUCUAUGUUUUAUUUUUUAAGAAUGCUUUAUUCUACACCUUACACAAUGAUGCAGUGGAGAUCCCUAAGUUAAGCCCAGCCAGACUUUAGCUCUGCAGGAUAACACCAUUUUUAUGUGCGACGAUUACCGUGGUUAAAUAGUGGACAUAACUUCCUGUCUGAAGAGGAGAACAGAUUUUCUGUAGCCUCGGGGUUAGCUGGUUUGUGCUCAAUGUUCUUAUCGAGUUAUUUAAUUUAAACGUUUUCCGUUACUGGAGUGAUUGUUCAUCCAUAAGGUUAUUUAAUAAGGGCAGAGCGUCAUCAAACUUGUUUCACCUCAUUCUUCUCAAAUGAAUUUGUUUACUCUCCUUUUUUUUUUUUUUACUUGCACACAGUUGUUUUCUUCCUUUGUAUUAUUCUUCUUAUUAUUAAUAUUAUUAUUGGUAUGAUUGUUAUUACGGUAAAUUGAUUAAUUGAUAUUUUGUUUGUGGCAAUUGUAGUACCCCAGGUGUGCCUGCAUGGAAGAUGGGGGCGCUGUUGUACAAUUGAGAGAAAGUAGUGAGGGUUGUGU